This is a messenger RNA of Gracilinanus agilis (Agile Gracile Mouse Opossum), 5094 nucleotides long. It is a transcript of the gene SLC6A13, whose product is annotated as solute carrier family 6 member 13. Gene Ontology annotation, biological process: neurotransmitter transport; sodium ion transmembrane transport. NCBI's taxonomy places the organism in Eukaryota, Metazoa, Chordata, Mammalia, Didelphimorphia, Didelphidae. The transcript is spliced from 15 exons. The coding region runs from base 167 to 1987 and encodes 606 amino acids. The record is from RefSeq and is a predicted model, not a curated record. Gene Ontology annotation, molecular function: gamma-aminobutyric acid:sodium:chloride symporter activity. Gene Ontology annotation, cellular component: plasma membrane.
CUUGAGCCCUGUGGUCAUUUCAGCAGUUCCUGGGUUCCAGUCAGUGACAGCUGCCCUGCAGAGCCCCCGUACUCAGGGAAGAUGACUCUCACCAAGAGGAUGAGCCCAAGUCAUACCGUGACUUGCCAGAAAAUAUGAACUUUGAGGAAGCUGUUCAGCUAGUGGGAUGGAUAACAGGGUCCCUGGUGCAACCAGCAAUGGAAAGACAAUACCAACUUAUUCAGUCGUGGAAAAGGAGAAAGAAGAGGAAGAAGAGGAGGGCACACUAGAGCGGGGUCACUGGAACAACAAGUUGGAAUAUGUGUUGUCUGUAGCAGGGGAAAUCAUUGGGCUGGGCAAUGUCUGGAGGUUCCCUUAUCUCUGCUACAAGAAUGGGGGAGGUGCCUUUUUCAUACCCUACCUCAUCUUCCUCUUCACCUGUGGCAUUCCUGUUUUCCUCCUGGAGACAGCACUGGGUCAGUAUACCAGCCAAGGGGGCGUCACAGCCUGGAGAAAGAUCUGCCCCAUCUUCGAGGGCAUUGGUUAUGCCUCCCAGGUGAUUGUCAUCCUCCUCAACUUCUACUACAUCAUCGUUCUGGCCUGGGCAUUCUUCUAUCUCUUCAGCUCCUUCACCAUCGACCUUCCCUGGGGCAGCUGUGACCACGAGUGGAACACUGAACACUGUGUGGAGUUUCAGAGGACCAAUGGCUCCCUGAACGUGACAGCUGAGAAUGCCACCUCCCCUGUCAUUGAGUUUUGGGAGAGGCGGGUCCUGAAAAUCUCUGAAGGGAUCCAGCACCUGGGGAGCCUGCGUUGGGAGCUGGCCCUGUGCCUCCUGCUCGCCUGGAUUAUAUGCUACUUCUGCAUCUGGAAAGGAGUCAAGUCCACAGGCAAAGUGGUAUACUUCACAGCCACAUUUCCAUACCUCAUGCUGGUGGUCCUGUUAAUCCGAGGAGUGUCUCUGCCUGGUGCUGCCCAGGGCAUCCAGUUCUACCUGUACCCAGAUCUCACCCGUCUCUGGGAUCCCCAGGUGUGGAUGGAUGCCGGCACCCAGAUCUUCUUCUCUUAUGCCAUCUGUCUGGGGUGUCUGACAGCCUUGGGCAGCUACAAUAAAUACCACAACAACUGUUACAGGGACUGCAUCUCACUAUGCUUCCUGAAUAGUGGCACCAGCUUUGUGGCUGGUUUUGCUAUCUUCUCCAUUCUGGGCUUCAUGUCUCAGGAGCAGGGGGUGCCCAUAUCCGAGGUGGCAGAGUCAGGUCCUGGAUUGGCUUUCAUUGCAUACCCCAGGGCUGUGGUGAUGUUACCUUUCUCUCCUCUUUGGGCCUGUUGUUUCUUCCUCAUGGUUGUGCUGCUUGGGCUGGAUAGCCAGUUUGUAUGUGUGGAGAGCCUGGUGACGGCCUUGGUGGACAUGUACCCCAACAUCCUUCGAAAGAAGAACAGACGGGAAACUCUUAUUCUGGCAAUUUCUGUCCUCUCCUACCUCAUUGGACUGAUUAUGCUCACUGAGGGUGGAAUGUAUGUGUUUCAGCUAUUUGACUACUAUGCGGCCAGUGGCAUGUGCCUAUUAUUUGUAGCCAUCUUUGAGACACUCUGUGUGGCCUGGGUAUAUGGAGCUGAGAGAUUCUAUGAUAACAUUGAAGAUAUGAUUGGCUAUCGGCCAUGGCCUGUUAUCAAAUAUUGCUGGAUAUUUCUCACACCAGCUGUAUGCACAGCCACUUUCCUUUUCUCUUUGGCCAAGUACACCCCGCUGACCUACAACAAGAAGUACACUUAUCCAUGGUGGGGUGAUGCUCUGGGCUGGCUCCUGGCACUCUCUUCCAUGGUCUGCAUCCCUGCCUGGAGUGGUUACAAGCUGAUAACUCUCAAAGGCUCCCUGAGGGAGAGAGUCCGCCAGCUCAUAUGCCCAGAAGAGGAUCUGCCCCAGCGGCUAUGUACAGCACCCCCCACUCCCUCCACUACUCGGGCAGCACUUCUUAGGCUCACAGAAAUUGAGUCUAACUGUUAGAGGUCAACUUAGACUGUAACCUGAAACCCACUGAUGGUUUUCCAAAGUCCUGUGUAUUCAGUUCCUUUCCCUAUCCUAGAUAUGGCUGCAGAGCUGAGCAGGAAAGAUGGUUGUGCCUUUUUGGAGGAAGGGGUUUUCUACCCACACCCAGUCCCACCUCACCCCAGAAUCAUAGAAAAAAAUACUAGGGAGUGUCCCGCACUAUUCCUUCUGUGCCGGAGGUCUCCUGACCCUAAGUUCAUGCUAGGUGGGAGAGGAAGAAACUGAGCACAAAUUAAGACUUCAGUUACUUGAGAGAGGGGAAUCUUUUUGGGGAGGAGAGUGGGUUGGGGUGGAGAGAGAUUUUUUUUUUAAAUAGGCCAUCUCCAUUCCAUUAAAUCUACAUUUUCCACACUGGUUCUCCUGCAAAAGCUUAGCCUUGUCUCUGUUUCUUUGUCCUUCCAACCUGUUUCUCUGAUUUCCUUGCUUCAUGAUGCUGUCUCUUUCCUUCUUCCUCCAUUCCCCCUACUUCAUGGAACUUGUAGGAAUAGGAGGGAGCUAUUCAGGGUUUAUGAGGUCUCACAGCCCCCAUGAUCUUCACCACAAAACAAGAGUUAAGUAGUUCUGUUAUCUCUCCUUUAUGCAUUAACACUACCUAUGCAUCACAUCUACCCUGAAAUUUCAGAGUACUUCCUUUUCUUUGAUUCCCUCCUUUCUUCUUAAGAGCUAAAAAAAAUCCUGGGGACACAAAGAAUUUCUAAAGACAUAGCCUGUGUCCUGGAGGGAUUUUUAAUCUAGUUGGGGAGAUGUGAUAAAUGCUUCAGACUGAAGUCAGAAUGACACAGGAGGAAAAUCCCUAUAGACCUGGGUUCCUGCCUCAGUCACUCUUGCAUGUCCUUCUAUCCUGCCCUAGCUCCUUUCAUCCCCUUCCCUUCCCUUAGUUUUCCUUCAUGGAGCCUUGUUGAGUGAGAUAUACAGAGUUUAUGAGGUUUCACAGUUCCCAUGAUCAGAUUAGGUAGAAAAAUGGAUAGAUGGAAGGACACCAAUUGGAGUAUUCCAUCACCAAAUUCUUGGGCCAAAUGAAACCAUCUUCUCUUCUCUCUAACCUUCCCUUAAAGUCUCCUUAUUCUUUUGACAUAAAAAGGCUCUGGUGGUAGGUGCAGUGAGAAGGAUUACUGGGAAAGUGAAGGGUUGAUCCUUAUGCACAGAAGGAAAAAAGAAAGGCAGACUGACUUUCUCUGCCCUUUUUUUAUACCUUCCAUUAAUAUUUGCCAAGUGCCUACUCUGCCCUAUGGAGGCAACAGCUCAGAAUCAGAUGGGACUUCAGGGCAUCAAGUCCAACUUUCUAUAUAACAUUCCUAAUAAGUGGUUAUACACCCUUCUCUUGAAGACCUCUACUGAGGGGCAACCUGAUUCCCCACCCUCAAGACCUUGAUGCUCUUUUCCUCAAAUAUUUUUAGAGCACUUUGCUUGGUGUUUCUUACCAUUUUUGAUCUUCGCCUUUUAUUUUGCUUAUCUAUAUAUCUAUAAUGUUUAGUGCCCUAUGUGGUGGACUCUUUGAGGGGAAGUUCUUUGUUUGUUUGUAAUCUGGGCCUUGACACAAGAGAAGGAAUUAGAUUAAGAAGAGAUAGUAGGGCAUUUUGGGUAGAAGGAGUGGAGAUGAAGAAAGUUGUGCCCAAGGGCAGAAAUGGGUAUUUCAGAUUUUAGUAUUAUGGAAUCACAGAGAUAGAUUUGGUAGUAAUGAAGGAUAGAGUUGAAGAGAUAAUUUCCUGUCCUGCUCCUCUUUUUUCUUUCUUGCCACUUUUUGCCAUUCAGCUCAUCCUUGGUUAUGGGUUGUUGCUGGUGGGGAUGAGUAUAAUUGAAAUCCAUAUAUCUUAUGUUGGUUGGUCAUCGUUUUAAAUGGUUUUUAAUGGUUUUAAACUCCUCUUUUCAACCAUAUAGUUUGCUGGAGAUGAUCUCAGGGAAUACAAAUGAUUCUCUUCCCUAUUCCUCCCCAGCCUUUUAGGUGGGCUGCAGAGUAGAGUCCUAACAGGGAGUGGAAAAUAUUCUACACAGAUAGUAAGCAGUAAGAAACUGAGAUAAGAGAAUCCCAUAUUCUCCCUAAUCUACACACUGGAGCAUCAGCCCUAGGACCAUUAAGAGUUGGCUAUAUCUGCAGGCAUUAUACUUUCAACUCUUCUGCCUUUUAACCCCUUUCUUGAUCUGUCUCCUUCAGACCUCACAAGAAUAACAAUUUACUGAGCAGGUUUACAAUCAUCAACCUCAGGUUGCCAAUCUUUCUUGGCCUUCCUGUUCCCAAGUGAUCCCUCUCUGCCUUAGGAAAGAAGGACUGUGGCAAUGAUGCUACAGGCACAAAUGUGAGAAAAAAAACCAGCUUGGAAUCUUGGGAGCCAAUAGCAGUAUCCAAGCUCCACCAGCAGUGGUCCUCAUCUUCCCAGGGCCUGCUUUCUUUUUUCAGUGACCAGUUGUCACGAUCAGAUAUAGCCACAAGGGGGUGGCACUGCUGUAGACAAAGCCUUACUUGAAUUUCAGCACCUGGAGGGGAUGGUUAAAUUUGGUACAUUGCUUAUGUGUCUAUGGAAAAGGGUUGAAUCCUGCUGGACAAAGCUGGGUUUAAGUUUGAAUGCAAAACUACACGUGACAGGGACCAUCCUUCUCUACUGCUGGCCAGAGUCCUACCCUAGCAGAACCCUCUGGUGUGUGCUUCAACUCCUUUUCCCAGAACUCAUGGGUGUAGGAUCAGAGCUUCCUGAAGACCACUUCUUUUCAUAGGUGGAGAAUUACAGAAUACCGGACAUGGAAGACACCUUAGAGAUCAUUCAGUAUAAUCCUAUCAUUUUGGAAAAAAAAGAUAUGGAUGCUUUCUGCUUUUUUUAUCUUGGGCAUUUCCCAAUACCCCCUCCCUUUUCCCCCAAUGAACCCUCUGUUGUGACAAAGAAAAAAUGAAGUAAAACUGACUGAUAGGUGCAUAUGCAAUACUAUCCCUAUAGAGGCCCUCUUCCCCUUUCUAUUGAGAGAAGGGAAGUAUGUAUCUUCUUUUUUCCAAGCCCAAGACACGGUUAUUUCAAUGAAUUUGAGUUAAAUUGCCUUUUAGCAUUGUUUUUGAUUACAUUAUUGUAGUCAUUGUA